Messenger RNA from Haliotis rubra (blacklip abalone), 2214 nucleotides. Its product is annotated as serine/threonine-protein phosphatase 6 regulatory ankyrin repeat subunit B-like. Gene Ontology annotation, molecular function: protein binding. The record is from RefSeq and is a predicted model, not a curated record. Bases 1 to 2214 code for a protein of 737 amino acids. The transcript has a single exon. NCBI's taxonomy places the organism in Eukaryota, Metazoa, Mollusca, Gastropoda, Lepetellida, Haliotidae.
AUGGAAACUCAAGAAGACAGCCCGCUCCACGAUGCCUGUAGGAACGGGGACCUGGGCCGAGUGAAACGCAUCCUGUCCCGAGGUUUAGUUGACGUCAACAGUAGAGAUGAGAAGCACAGAAAGACACCACUCAUGGUGGCGGCUCAAGAGGGACAUCGACGGCUAUUUGCCUUUAUUGUUAUAAAAGGAGCUAAUGUAUCACACAUAGAUCAAUACGGAGACAAUGUCCUGCACUUGGCCUGCAGAGGGGGACAUAUGGGUAUGGUGAAGGAUGUAGUCACACAAUACAUGAUUGAUAUAAACUGUAAGGGAAUGUACGGGUCAACUCCAUUGUUGCAAACUGUAUAUUGUGGACACAGAGACGUGUUGAAGUUCCUCGUGUCCAAUGGAGCUAAAUUGUCACACGUGGAUGACUACGGAGAGAAUAUCCUGCACUGGGCCUGCAGAGGGGGGCAUGUGGGUGUCGUGAAGGAUAUACUCACACAAUACAGUGUUGAUAUUAACAGCAGGGAGAAUCACGGAGAGACCCCUCUAAUGAAGGCUGCAUCAGGAGGACACAGAAACGUUUUGGAGUUCCUCGUGAGAUUGGGAGCUAAUAUAUCAUGCGUUGAUGAUGACGGAGACAACAUACUUCAUCAUGCUUCAGUUGGGGGCCAUGCAAAGACGGUUCAGCAUAUCCUAUCACAAGACAUAAUGGACAUUAACAGUAGAGGAAAAUACAGGAGGACGCCAUUGAUGGGAGCAGCGUAUUAUGGACAUAGAAAAGUGGUUGAUCUUCUUGUGAGUAAAGGUGGUCUAACUCAGUUAGUGGAUGAUUAUGGUUACAACAUCCUUCACCUGGCCGCUAGCGGUGGACAGGUUGAGAUGGCGAAGCAUAUUCUUACCCAAAACAUUGUAGACAUUAACAGCAGAACAAACACGGGAGCAACCCCGCUGAUGAAGGCGGCAUAUAAGGGACACAAAGACGUUUUUGGGUUCCUCGUGAAUAAGAGAGCUAAUGUGUCACACGUAGAUGAUGACGGAGACAACAUACUCCAUCAUGCCUCAAUCGGGGGACAUGCAGAUAUGGUUCAGCAUGUCAUAUCAGAAGGCCUGGUGGAUAUAAAUAGUAGAGGGAAGUACAGAAGGACACCAUUGAUGAGAGCGACGUAUUUUGGACAUAGAAAGGUGUUUGAUCUUCUUGUGAGUGAAGGUGGUCUAACUCAGUUAGUGGAUGAUUAUGGUAACAACAUCCUUCAUCUGGCCGCUAGCGGUGGACAGGUUGAGAUGGCGAAGCAUAUUCUUACCCAAAACAUUGUAGACAUUAACAGCAGAACAAACACGGGAACAACCCCGCUGAUGAAGGCGGCAUAUAAGGGACACAAAGACGUUUUUGGGUUCCUCGUGAAUAAGAGAGCUAAUGUGUCACACGUAGAUGAUGACGGAGACAACAUACUCCAUCAUGCCUCAAUCGGGGGACAUGCAGGUAUGGUUCAGCAUAUCCUAUCACAAAACAUGGUGGACAUUAACAGUAGAGGAAAAUACGGGAGGACGCCAUUGAUGGGAGCAGCGUAUUUUGGACAUAGAAAGGUGUUUGAUCUUCUUGUGAGUGAAGGUGGUCUAACUCAGUUAGUGGAUGAUUAUGGUAACAACAUCCUUCAUCUGGCCGCUAGCGGUGGACAGGUUGAGAUGGCGAAGCAUAUUCUUACCCAAAACAUUGUAGACAUUAACAGCAGAACAAACACGGGAGCAACCCCGCUGAUGAAGGCGGCAUAUAAGGGACACAAAGACGUUUUUGGGUUCCUCGUGAAUAAGAGAGCUAAUGUGUCACACGUAGAUGAUGACGGAGACAACAUACUCCAUCAUGCCUCAAUCGGGGGACAUGCAGAUAUGGUUCAGCAUGUCAUAUCAGAAGGCCUGGUGGAUAUAAAUAGUAGAGGGAAGUACAGAAGGACACCAUUGAUGAGAGCGACGUAUUUUGGACAUAGAAAGGUGUUUGAUCUUCUUGUGAGUGAAGGUGGUCUAACUCAGUUAGUGGAUGAUCAGGGUAACAACAUCCUUCAUCUGGCCGCAUGGGGUGGACGGGUUGAGAUGGCGAAGUACAUCCUCUCACAGAACCUGGCCGACAUUAACGCCAGGGACAAGGAUGGGGACACAGCAGCCAUGAUAGCAAAUCGUAAAGGAAAACUUGACGUGUAUAACUUUCUUGUUUCACAGGGUUGUCCAGUAACAUAA